Molecule: messenger RNA, 5333 nt
Organism: Erinaceus europaeus (western European hedgehog)
Lineage: Eukaryota; Metazoa; Chordata; Mammalia; Eulipotyphla; Erinaceidae
Gene: MAB21L3
Product: mab-21 like 3
Exons: 7
Coding region: 607-1773 (388 amino acids)
Source: RefSeq, a predicted model, not a curated record
ACUAGGACUGAGUCGGUGGGCGGGGCGCUGAGUCGCCCAGAGCAGUGCUUGGGGGGAAAAGGACUGAGAAUGGGUCGAUAUGUAAAUGUCGCAGCUCCUGGGCGUGGCUCCCGCACCCACGGUGCAGGCUGAACGCUCAUCUAUUCAAACCUCACUAGCGGGUUUGCAAAGCGUCUCGUACCCUGAGCCGUGAGUGAAGUGAGUGGGGCUCCUGGGAAAGUUGUAUUUUCUCCAGAGCAUCUGAAACAGACGGCUCGGCUUUUACCAGACCAUUUUGAUUUCUUUCUUUCUGUAAUAAAAUUAGCCUCGGCCAGCCAGCCAGCCAGCCAGGGAAUUGAUUGCCUGUGUUGUUUUCCAGAGAUUUUUUUUUUUUUUUUUCUGGCCAAAGCAGACGUGAGUGUGUCCUCGCCCUCUCACGGGGCCUGUUUACACUGCGUUUAUUUUCUACUGCCGGCUAUCAAGAGGGAAGAGGGAGGCCAUGUGGAAAGGUCAGCAGAUGAUAAAUGCUCACAGAUGAGAAUUUGAGUGAAGAACUGACAAGACUAGAUUUGGCUUCAGGCAAACAUUCCCAGAAUAAUUGACCAUCCAGAGACUGACUUUACAGGAAUGCUGCCCCUAAGUGUGGCCCUCCAGCAAGAAACUAACCCAAAAAGUUGCUGUUCCCACCCCAGGAAACAGGAAACCAUGAAAUCUUUGACUUCAGAAAGCUUAGAAGACCACCUCCUGAGCAAGGUGCACUCAAGAUGCCAGUGGGUUUCCAAGGUUGUGGAAGAGGUGCAGAAAAUUGUCCACCAUCUGACCACGGAGAUCAGCAACCAGGAUAUUAGGUUCCAAGCCAUCCCUUAUGGUGACUUCUACAAUGAGCACAUUAAGGUUUUGGCCCCUACCCAGUUCCUUGUCACAGUCCCCAUGAAAGGCCUGGCUGGGUACCGGGAGGUCAGGGAGCAGCGCUGGCGCUACUACAACCUGCAGGGCGUCAGGUUCUCCUGCCCCCUGCGGGACCCGGAGGGCCUGCAGCAGUGGCUAGAAGUGGAGCAGUUUGUAAAGAGCCUGUGGCAAUGGCAUGAGGCAGAUGUGAACAUUGAAGGAGACAUUGUGCCUGCCAAGCUCCUCCAGGUGUUCCAGAAACUGGUUGAAAAUGCAAUCAUAACCUGUCACCUCUCAGGUAAGGUUAGCAUGCUAGCCAACCGCUGCGCAGUUUCAGUUGCCAUGGAAACAUCCCUAUGCCAAGUGGAACUCCAGCUCACCCCCGCUGUGGAGAUCACUGGUGUGUGGCCCAAAAGAGCCCGAUGGCCUGCAUGUCUGAAGCGAUGGCCUUCGCCAGAGAAAGUGCAAUGCGUCAAGUCAUUUGGCUUCACCCUGCUGGCCUGCUCGAGUUACCACUGGCAGCUGAGUUUCCAUCGGGCGGAGAAGGUGCUGCUGCAACAGCUGGAUGAGGAUGGGGGCUGCCGUAGGGAGUGCCUGUGGGCCCUGAGGCAGAUGACAGAGGAUGUCUGGUGUCCAAAGAAGCAACCUGUUCUCACUGUUCAGCACCUGCAGACCGUGCUUCUCUGGACGUGUGAGAAGUACCCAGAUGCCAAGGACUGGCAGAACUUCAACAGAGCAUUCCAGCGCCUGGUGAGGAAGCUGCACAAGUGUGUAAGCCAGCACUUCCUCAAGCACUACUUUGUGCGCACCAGCAACCUCCUACAGAAUGUCAGUAUAUCCGAGCUGGACGCUGUGGCCCAGAGGCUGACCUGCUUCCUGAAGAACCCCCAUAUCAGCCUUCCCUGAGGCUGCUCCUACCUCCUCACUCUCAGACACUUCACACUUGAGCAGUCCUUCCCUGUGGAAUGUCCCAGUGAGAUGCUAAGACUCUGCUCUGGGAAGAAGCCAUGUGUGGCAGAGGAAGUGGCAUCUACCCAAGGGCAUGAAGAGGGAGAACCUGUGCCUAGAGAGGCCUGGACCAGGCCUCCCUCUAGCCAAGCAGGCAUUUCUGCCUCUCUAGCUUCCUUUCUUGGGUAUAGUUCUCCACCAGUUCCUCCAAGCUCCAGAGUCUGAAGUGAUGACAGUUCUGGAUUUAUCUUCCCCUUGCUCAGGAUCUGGUUGUCAGGAUGUAAUCAAGACCUCCCAGAAGGCUAGACAGCAUCCUGAUACCCAUCAGGGGGCUCUGCAGCCCAAGAGCCUUGAGCUCUUCUUCCAUGUCUAAAGUGGGGCAAGCGGGACUGUGCAUCCAGGCUGCUGCCCUUUAAAGGGGGACCUCUGGGGAUCUGCAUGAGUUGCUUAUUGCUCUUGUGGCUGGUGUUUGCCUUCCGGGUCAUUAGCUGCACCACUUAGGAAAUAAUGACAUAUGAUACAUGUGGUGGGCUAGCAGUCUUGCAUAGUGCUCCCUCCCCACUCCCCCUGUUGUCCUACAGUUGCCCCAAAUAGUGCCUCAUGGCAUUGGCUCUGUCUGCUUCCCUGGUAUCUUUCAAGUAAAGAGAGAGUGUUCUUGAUGGAGGAGUGUAAGUCACACAUCGAAGGGCAGCUCUCUCUGCCCUGCUGAGCCCAGCCACUGCUUUCCCUUUCCCCCUUGUGUCAUGGGUCAAGGAUGGGACUUCCUUAUACUUAAGGAAUGAAAUCGGUGCUGUGAUUUUUUAGGGAGAAACAUUGGUGUCACUCACCUCUUAGUGCCUGCCUUUGCUCAUGUCACUAAGACAUUUAUUUGCAGAGACAGCAGAGAACAAGGUGGACAAGGACUUGAUGAAUGACACCUGACAACAAAGACAGGAAAUGAGUAACAGAUCAUUGCAAUCAUUCCAGACAGUGGCAAGUGCCCUUGAAGGAACUAAACAGGGUAUUACACUAGAGCCACAGAAAGAACUGGAAAGAUGACCAUGUCAGCAGCUAAGAGGAAGGAAGUGGGGUAGGGGGUGCAUGCAGAGGGACUGGUAGGAGUCAGAUCACCUGCUAUAGGGGAGCUAGGGAGGAAAUCAUAUGUUAUUCUUAAAUCAAAGUUCUGUCAUUGGACCACAUCCGAAGAAGAAGAGUGACAUAAUCAGACUUGCCUUUUCAAUGCAUGAUCAGCACAAUUAGCAAUUGCAUUAAGAGGGGUUGGGGCCCACAUAAAGGUCAGAGUCCUGGAAAGCCUGGAAGUCCAUUCAUUUUGAGUGCCAUGGCGGUCCCCACAGCCACAUGACCCAUGUAGCACAGCUCUCUGGAAUUCUAGGAGUGCUUGUCAAGGUCAAUGGUUUCUUUAGGCAUUUACUUAAAGUCCAGGGCAUCCUUUACUACUUUGGAUGUUGGACUAUUUCCAGAAACUAUUUCUUUUUGCUUAAUUUUUUCCCCCUUAUCACUGGGGCUUCACUGUUCCAGGAUAACCUUUUUUUUUUUUUCCCUUCUUGGAAAGAGAGACUGAGGCAGACAGAGAUGGUGAAAGAGAUCAUAGCACCAAAUGUUCCUCCAAGGCUUGGUGGGCUGGCCUUGAACUUGGACUGCACACAUGUUAAAGCAGUGCACUAUCCAAGUGAAUUAGUUAUUUUGACAGCCCCAGUUUGAAAUGUUUUAAAGGAAGUUUAUGAGAACAGUCACGGUCAUAAAAAGCACAAAAUACUGAUUUUAUUCACUAAAAAGUCACUUGAAAAUGGAAAUUAACUUUUAGAACAUGACUGUCACUGAGUUUGGUAUGUUUGGGCUCUUGCAUAGAAAAUCAUGGCUUAAAUUAUUAAAAUUUUUUCCUGCUGCAUAUGUGUAUACAUUUUGAAUAUAUUAAAUGAUGUGCAGAUCUGUGGUUUGCUCAAUCAUUAAAACUUUUUCAUUCAAAUUUUCAUAUUUGUGCCUUAGGAAACAUUACUUGGGAGAAGGUGGCAGAUAUAGCAGAAUAUAGCACUAUAAUAAAUAGUGCUUUACAAAAUCACCAGAUUUCAGAGGAAUAAUUUCCACAUCAGACAUGAUAUGUCUAAGUCCCACACCAUCUCCACCCAUUCCCCACCCCUUGAUGACCUUGAAGAUAAUGCAGAUUAAAAAAAAAUAGAAGCAGCUUAAACAAGGUUUAAAACAUCUCUGCACUCAGAAUGCCAAACAUAUAAGUUGGUAGUUCCAGUGAUUUGAAACACAUAUGUAUAUGCAUGUGGAGACAGGUGGUAGUGACAUUCUCCACAAUCUGCUUCCAGUAGAUUCUCCCCACCUUUCCUGUAGGCAGAGCUCUGCUUUGGAGUAGGGCUACCUGCAAAUCCCUAAGUAGUUCCACUACUGACCAGAAGAGGGAAGUAGGGGACCACAUAUGAACUCAGCCAGAUCGCAACCCAUAGCCCUCCUCAGAGUCCAGCAGUGCCAUUCUCCUCAGCCUGCCACUUAUAUCUGCCUUCUCAAACAGACAAACAAACAUGAAAGGAGCUGAGGACAAUGGAUCCUAGUUUCUGUUAACCUUUUCAGAAAUAGUACUUUUGCUUAAGUAAGGUUCAGAUCCUUAUAGGGAGUCUGGGAGGAGUCAGUCCAACCAUUUCAUUUCCUAGAAUUUGCCCUUUUGCCUUCCUUCUGGUCAAUUUUUUUUUUCUAAAAUCUCCCAGAGGUCACCUGAAAGAACUACUGGUAGAGGUGAAGUGGCUGGGGCACUACCACUACAGUUGACGUACUCACAUCUUUAUCCCAGCACGGAAUCACAUGCUCUUGACAAGUCCAUUUUUUUCUUUUUACCAGAGCACUGCCCAGCUCUGGCUUAUGGUGGUGCUGGAGAUUAAACCUGAGAGUUUGGAGCCUUUUAGACAUAAAAGGUUUUUGCAUAACUAUUAUACUAUCUCUCUAGUUUCACACUUCUAAAAUCUGCUGUUUUUCUGUGGGCAUACUUCUGGGUUGAAUUGUCUUUCAAGUCACAUGAUGAAGUCCUAACCCAUAGUGCCUUCGGUGUGACUAUUUUGUAUGGGGUCAUUAAAGAGGUGACUGGAGUAAAAAUAAAUAAAUAGAGGAGACCCUUCAUGUGUAUCCAUAUGCAGCAGGAUUCAUGUAGAGAUACUGGGGAGUAUGCCAAGAAACAAGGCCAUCUCUGUACCAAUUCUGUUUUUCAGUCUGUGCCAUCUGCUAUUUUGUUAAUAACAACUCUGGGACACUAAUGAAGGCAGCAUGAGAGAAUACACACACCUUGUGGCUCUGAUGAGGGAAACCCAUGAUGUUAUGAAUGUACAAAACUUUUAGCUGUUUAAUGCUUUGUACAACAUCCAAAUUUUUCCCUUGUAUCUGAAACUCAAAUGUUAUGGGCUGUCAUAAUAGCUACCCAAGUUUGACUCAGCCCCCAUACCACUGAAGAAAGCUUCAGUGCUACAAACUCUUUCACUCUAUCUUUAAAAAAAAAAAAAAGAGCAUUUUCUUAUUCAGUGUGA